UUAUUUUGGCUGAACCGGUAAAACGACAAGACCCUCUUCCUUUUUCUGAAACACGUUGUGAAGUGCGUGUGAAAAAUGAGUUCCUUAAAACUUCAGAAGAGGCUUGCAGCCUCUGUUAUGAGAUGCGGUAAAAAGAAGGUAUGGUUGGAUCCUAAUGAAAUCAACGAGAUUGCCAACACCAACUCAAGACAAAAUAUCCGUAAAUUGAUUAAAGAUGGUCUUAUUAUCAAGAAGCCUGUGGCAGUGCACUCCCGUGCUCGUGUACGUAAAAACACGGAAGCCAGAAGAAAGGGUAGGCACUGCGGUUUUGGUAAAAGGAAGGGUACAGCAAACGCCCGUAUGCCCCAAAAGGAAUUAUGGGUGCAACGCAUGCGCGUGCUCAGAAGACUCCUGAAGAAGUACCGCGAGGCAAAAAAGAUCGACAGACAUCUGUACCACGCCUUGUACAUGAAGACCAAAGGUAAUGUGUUCAAGAACAAGAGAGUGUUGAUGGAAUACAUCCACAAGAAGAAGGCCGAGAAGGCGCGCGCCAAGAUGCUCAGCGACCAGGCCAACGCAAGAAGACUCAAGACCAAACAGGCCCGUGAGCGUCGUGAAGAACGUAUUGCCACCAAAAAACAGGAGAUUCUUCAAAACUACCAGCGCGAAGAUGAAUUGGCGGCAGCCAAGAAAUAAUUUUAUUAUUAGUGGACGUUUAUACAAUAAAUAAGAAAAAAGUUA
Messenger RNA from Brassicogethes aeneus, 720 nucleotides. The record is from the annotation of a GenBank genome assembly. Lineage: Eukaryota; Metazoa; Arthropoda; Insecta; Coleoptera; Nitidulidae.